GGAUCAUCGUUAUUUUUGUUAUUUUUAAAUAUUCGAGAUGAUUUCUUGAUAGUUUAAGCAUGAAAAAGAGCGGGGACCCGUUUGGUCGCCCAGCGACCAAGGGACGCUCAACUCCAAUGUCUUUAGGCAAAAGUCAAGCCUCUAAAACGGGCAGAGGCUCAAAGCUUUCAACCCUCACCUCAAGUGCAACAGAUGAGGAUUUUUACAGCAGUUUAGCUGAUAUGGCAGGUGACAACUUUCAUGAUGAUGAUGAGGAAGAAUCAAUGACAGAACUGGAUGCCAAGAACCUUGCAGAUACCCUUGAGGGAAUGGAUGAUUUGGAUUCUGACUUGUUUGGGGAUUCUCUUAGAAGAAAAACGUCCACAAAGAAUGUGUCAAAUACAAAACCUACUACAACUUCUACACCUAGUAAAAACAAGCUGAGCAACACAGCAACAUCUGAAAAACAAGAUAAAACUGAGACAAGAGAUGAUACUACAAGAAAGACUGCAGAGAAAAGGGGAAGCAGUUCAUCACCAACUGGAAAGAAGUUCAGUCUCAACAAAUAUGAUAAUCUUGAUUUUGAUGAAGAUGACCCAUUAGCUGGUCUGCUCUCUGAUGAUGAAGAUGCAGCCACUAAAUCCAAAGCCAAGAAGAAGACAGCAGCUGCUAAGAAAACUCCUGUGAAAAAAGAACCAGAACCAGUAGCUGUAUCGGCAGAAUUAGAAAGGCCCACAACAUCUAGAAGCCAACAACGGCAAGAAAGUCAGUCAUUAGAUCUUCAAUCACCACCUCUAUCCCCUAACACUAAGACACAAAACAGACAAGAAACAGCAAGUCCGAAGUCUGUCAAGUUUAGUGACAGAAUUUCAUCUCCUACAGAAUCCCAAGAUGGUUCCUUAGCUGCAUCACCUAGACCCAAAGGUCGGCAGUCCCAAUCCAAACCAAAGAAUGAUGUAAGUUUUGAUGAUGAUGGUGAUGAUCUUCUUCCUGGUAUUGACCAAAGCCCAAGACAGACACCCAGUUCAAGGCAAACAAGUGUCGGCCAGACACCUAGUACCAGACAGACAUCAGGGACUCCUGGCAGGAGACGAGAACAAAAGACAGACAGCGAUCUGUUUGGUGAGGACGAUGGUUUGCUUGGUUUGGAUGAGGGUAAACCUACAGCAAAACAAACCAACACAAAAGCCUCAAGAUUUGACGAGCUUCUUGGAGGAAAGAAAGAAAAAAUUGAGCCCAAGCCACAAAAACCCAAGACACUGGAUGACUUUAUGUCCAAUAUCAGCACCAGCAGCGGCAAGAAAUCAACUGAAACACAGCCUAAAAAAGCUCUCAGCUCUAAAGAAGAAGAAGAAUCCUUCCAGUUUGGUAGCUACACCCCUUCAGCUGCUAUAGGUCCUGGUGGUCCAGGAUCCAGACCAGACACUGCACCUGGUAGAAGAUCUGUAAGGUUUGCAGAUGAGCUGGGCUUGGAUGAUGAUCUUUUAGGUGGAGCAUCUAGGCCUUCGACAGCACCCCCUGAGAGAAAACAGGCAACCCAGGGAAAGGGACGAAGGGGAAUGAAGGAUUCAGGGGGGUCAUCCUUUGAUGAGGACUCUACUCAAAAAGAACCUCACAAGAAAGAAGCAACACCUGGUUCUGACUGGCUGGGUCUUGGCAGUGAAGACCCUGGACUAGAACUAGAACUUCCUUCCUACAAACCCUCAACUCCAUCCAAAACUGUCCCCAAAAAAACAAAGACAGAAGAUGCAGCUGCUCAACAGAAACCCAUACAAGAUUCUACUGGACGAAGAAACAGAGGACAGGACAGUUCUGAUGGUGAUGACUUUCUCAAGAUGUUAGGAAUCACUCCAGAUGAUAAAACACCAAAGUCACCUCUGGACGGCAGUCCCCGAAGAGGAAGGAGAUGGCGUGACCAGUCUUCCCAGGAGGAAGAUCCUCUGGAUUUGUCCUCAUCUUUAACUGAUGAAAUGAAACCAUCACCAGUUGUUCAUCAAAAAGCGCAGCCGACAGGCUCAAGUGACGUGCCAACACGCUCUGAUUCUCCUGGGCGCGACCAAGUAUUGCGUGACCAAAAACUAGAAACUCCUAAAACGACUGCGUUACCUCAACAUGGUUUGCGUGACCAAAGUUUAGAGAUUUCGAGAACAUCUGCGAUUCCUGAACGAGAACAAGAAACUUCGAAACCAACUCCGUUAAUUUAUCAAGGAAUGCGUGACCAGAUACCAGAUGUCACGUCAAAACAUGCGUUACCGUUGCAUAAAGAUGUUCCGUCACUACAUUUCCAAUCCAACCAGCAUCCAUCUCAAACGUCGAUCAGUACUCCUUCAAGUCCUUACCUACAACAAGGACAACUCCAGUUGACCAAUCAGAUGCAAGUACAUUCUCCUCAAGGACAACCCACUACUCAGUACCAUACCCCUUCCAACUAUAUACCUCAGGGAUCCCGUUUAAUCACAGGUGAUAAGGCACAGUUAGAAAGCGAGAUGCACGAGAUAAUGAAAAGAAUACACGAAAUGGAAGGGAAUACGCAGAGACAGCAGAUCGAUGGAGCAGGAUAUGUAGCACAACUUGAAGCAAAGGUUCGACGUCUAGAGAUGGAGAUAGACCAUCUACAGACUACCUUAAACUCCAUGAAGACUCGUCACCACACUGAGAUGGCAAAUAUCGAUACCUCUAACAAAGCGCACAUCAAGACACUUGAAGAAUCUUACCAGCUUCGUGAGACUCGCAUCAAAGAAGAGACAGACUUACAAGUGAGUCAUUACAAGGAUCGAAUACGAGCCUUGGAGGAAGAGAAGAGCACCAUGCAAGCAGCGCACUUGAGGAAGGUGCAGUCGUUAGAAUCUUCACGGAACAUCGACUUGGACAGGAUAAAGGAGCUUCAUCGUAAAGGUGUUGAAGAGAUGAGACAGGAACACGAAGAAGAGAUGGCGCAUCUGAGGAAACUCAAGGAACAGGAGGUCAGUGCUGCCACCAGUGCGCACGGCCACACCAAGUCGCUCCAGUCUCUCAUGCAACAAGUUCUCAACUCGACCAAGGAUGUCAGUGACAUGAGAACCCAGAUCGAGACCACUCAUAAAUCAAACAUAUCCGAGAGGGAACUGGCGGCUAAAGCACGUGACGAGUACCUGACGCAUCUUCAGGAAAGACUGGCGAAGCAACAGGCAGAGAAUGACGAGGAACGAGCGAGACUACAGGGUCUUAUCGCAAAGAUGGAAGUCCACAUGAGAGAACAGAGUCGUCAGGUGGACCAGGAGCGAUGGCGACUGACACAAGAAGAUUCGCGCAUCAAAGCCCUUCAGUCCGCAUUAGAAGACGAGCGUCGAAUCACCAUGGAACAACUAGCGAUGGAGCGAGCAGACGUACAACGAGCCAGAGAAGAACUCCUUCGAGAACAGAAACGAAUAACAACAGAAUUACAAGAAGAACGAAGGAACAUUUCCAUGGAAAGAGCUCGGCUUUCCUCAGCUCACAGAGAAAUCUUAACGAAAGAGAAACAUAAGACUGAUACUACAAUACAGGCUGAAGCGGAAAUGGAAAUCACCGCAUCAAAAAUCAAGGAAGAUGCCGCAGCACUGGGUGUGAGACAGGCUCAACUGAAGCAGGAAGAGGAUGCACUGAGACGAGAGAAGCGCGACUUCAGUUUGCGUCUAGAGAGGUUUGAAGAGGAGAAAGAUAGAAUAGGAAAACUGAGCCUUGAAGUGCAGCGAAGAUCGGAAGAAAUAGGAAAAUUAUGCACAGAAAAUACAAGAGCUCGUGAAGAAGGAGAGGAAGCCUUGGCCCGAGCCGAGAUGCUUCGAAGGGAAACUGAGAACGAGAGAGCCGAACUUGAAAACCGAUUUAUUCUGAUACAGGAAAAAGAAAAACAGCUAGCACAGGAUCGUGUUUCUAUUGCGCAUGAGCGGCGAGUUCUUGAGAUGGACAAGCGCAACGGCAGAUGUAGACAGUGUGAAGGAAAUACCACAGAUAGCCCACUCCUUAUUGCUGACCUUCCAGACGGACGAAUCAGCUCUACUCCCGUCAUAUCGGCAUUAGACUUUGACUGCUUGUCCCAGUCUCCCGGCCGGACACUUGGAACGCCUGACAUUUUACUGAACAGCUUGGAGUUGAAAAGAAAUUUGAGAAAAUGGACGAACGAGAAAGAAAAGGACGAAGAGUUCUUGGAACAGGAAUCACAAUUUCUCAACCAGCUGCGAGGUUCUCGAGGCAAAACAAAAAAGAGACUCUCAGUGACAAGCUAAGCCUGCAUGUAUUCUAGCAUAUAUAUACCUUUAAAUAAUUGUAAAUAGAUAUCUUGAUAUAAUUGAUAUAUUAUUUUUAAAAGAUAUUACAAAUGGUAUAUCUGCUGUUGAGCCACAUUUUUUUAUAUUAGCCCCAGGCUUUUUUUCCUUGUCUUUGUAAUGUCUUGGUGUUAGAUGCAAGGCUACCAGGAAGUUAUAGUAUUUCUUUUAUAUUUUCCUCGUAGCCUUGCAUCUUAGAUAUUUUUUAAAGAGUUCGGCUAUAAUAUACCAACAACUGAAAGUUCUAUAGCCGAUUGCUAUUUUAUUUUCCUACUCAAGCAAUCAUUAAUAUCUUUUUACUCAUAAUUCAAAUGUUGCUAUCUAAAAUGGCGGAUGAAAAUCACGUGAUUAACAUGACAUAGUCACGUGGGYUAGCA
Molecule: messenger RNA, 4639 nt
Organism: Actinia tenebrosa (Australian red waratah sea anemone)
Lineage: Eukaryota; Metazoa; Cnidaria; Anthozoa; Actiniaria; Actiniidae
Biological process (GO): cilium assembly; establishment of epithelial cell polarity
Cellular component (GO): ciliary basal body; centriole; ciliary transition fiber
Source: RefSeq, a predicted model, not a curated record